Clarias gariepinus (North African catfish) is the source of this 3106-nucleotide messenger RNA. RefSeq names its product desumoylating isopeptidase 1a (gene desi1a). The coding region runs from base 82 to 591 and encodes 169 amino acids. Lineage: Eukaryota; Metazoa; Chordata; Actinopteri; Siluriformes; Clariidae. The transcript is spliced from 6 exons. The record is from RefSeq and is a predicted model, not a curated record. Gene Ontology annotation, molecular function: peptidase activity. Gene Ontology annotation, biological process: protein modification by small protein removal.
ACUAAAAGCGACAAGUCAUUUUUUCAUCACCAGCAUAGCAACAUAAUAAAUAUAUAAAAAAAAAAGCACGGAAAGCGAAAAAUGGAUAAAAGCAGCACAGCGUUCCCAGUCCAGCUGUAUAUUUACGACCUGUCCAAGGGAAUGGCGCGCCAGCUCAGUCCCAUAAUGCUCGGGAAGCAGCUUGAUGGAAUUUGGCACACAUCCCUCGUGGUGUACGGAGAAGAGUUCUUCUACGGUGGUGUCGGGAUCUCCAGCUGCCCUCCGAGCGGGACGAUGCUGGGGCCGCCUGAUAAGGUGGUGGAGCUGGGGAACACUGAGGUAAACGAGGAGAUCUUCAUGGACUACCUGUCGUCGCUUGGAGAAACUACCUACAGAGGUGAGAGAUACAGGCUGUUUGAGCACAACUGCAACACCUUCUCCAACGAAGUGGCCCAGUUUCUAACAGGACGGAAAAUUCCUUCCUACAUCACGGACCUUCCGUCUGAAGUGCUAUCCACGCCGUUCGGUCAGGUCCUGAGGCCGAUCCUGGACUCCAUCCACAUUGCGCCCCCUGGUGGAAGUGUUAUUAACAGCCAAAAUAAUCACAGCUAAAUCUUAUUCAACACACACACACACACACACACACAUUGGCAGCUUGCGUUUGUGUUUAAACAGUCAUGAUGUCGUGUUGAGACUUGGGGAUCAGUUGUGUGUGUUGUUCUGCUCCACACAACACACACACACACACACACGGCUCUGAUCCUCGCCUCUCUCUCUUUCUCUCUCUCACUGCCACAGUCUAGGAUCUCAUUACUCCCCUUCUCAUCACACACACACACACACACACACACACACAGCUGCCGUUUCAUCAGGUCCACCGCCACCGAAUGUAUUUUUAUUUAUUUUAUUUUAAGUAUUGGCACCCGUGUCCACUUUUUUCCCUGAAUGUUGUGGUGACGGACCUAGAGACGUGAGCGCAGUGUGUAGACCUGAUGAUUCGGUGUCUGUGGCAUUUAGAAGAUAGAGAACUGUUCGGUACCAAUCGAAUCACUUACACCUGAGACUGCGGCACAUAUUACUGCAUCAGUCGAAACAUUUAUGUUUGUCGACUAUGAGACGAAUCACUGAAAUGAAUCAAAUCACUUUUUUGUAAUUUAUUUACAUUUGUUAACUAUGAGACGAAUCACUUAAAUCACUUAGAUUUGUUAACUAUGGAAUGAAUCUAAGUGAUUUAAUCACUUGGAUUUGAAUCACAUCACUUAUAUUUAUGACUUAUGGGACGAAUCACUCAGAUGAAUCGAAUCACUUAGAUUUGUUACUUAUGAGAUGAAUCACUUAAAUCUAUGAGACAAAUCAUUUGAAUUACUUACAAUUGUUAAGUAUGGGAAUCACUGGAAUGAAUCAAAUCGCUUGCAUUUGUUAAUUAUGAGACGAAUCAAUCAAAUCACUUAUGCUUAUUAACUAUGAGAUAAAAUCACUAAAAUGAAUCGAUUCACUUAACCUUGGGAUGAAUCACUUGAAUCAGUUGGUAAACAGUAAAAAACAAUCACUGAAAUGAAUUGAAUCGCUUGCCUUUGUUAAUUAUGGGGGCAAAUUAUUCAAAUCACUUGUAUUUGUUGACUAUCGGACGAAUCACUAAGACGAAUCGAAUCACUUACACAGUAAGUCCUCAACUUACGAAAAUCCGAGUUACGAAUUUCUGCAGAUAAAAACGGACCGCGGUUCUACAAACAUUUCGUAGAUGCAAACGAAUCGUGGAAGUAGCUCACGUAUUAUAAAAUAAAUAGAUGUUUGUUCUGUAAAGGUGUCCUGAUGGUGAAUCCAAUUUCUGAAAAUCCUCAAACAAGAUUCACAGUCCAAUACAGUGGAAAACAGCUCUGGGACAAAAUGGCGCCCUGGAAUCCCCUUGGGAUUUAAAGGUGUAGAAACGCUGUGUGAGAUUCAUUUCCUUAGGCACGGUUAUGGUUUUGGGCCACAUGAUGGCAGUGUGGGGAAAGGGGACAGAGAUUUAUUCAAGUCGAUUGGUAUACUUUACAUUGUAUAUAUCUGUAUCAAAGGCUUAUUGUGACAACAAAUGCAGCUCAGGAACGUGGUCUUGGAAGGGGACUUGUUUGUAAGUAGUGGACCACCUGUACUUGUUAACUAUGAAAUGAAUCAGUCAAAUCACUUAGAUUUGUUAACUGUUGGACGAAUCACUUAAAUGAAUCGAAUCACUUGCAUUUGUUAACUAUGGGACGACUCACUCGGCUCAUACGAAUCAGUCGAACUCAUCAAAUCCUAAUUAUUAGCAUUGAGACAAACCACUUGAAUCAAAUCACGUCUACAUCUUUUAGCUGAAUGAUGGGAAAGCCUACGUUUUUGCAUUUUGCUACACACUUGUACUUGUACCACACACAUUGAUAUGGAAGUGUGUGUGUGUGUGUGUGUGUGUGUGUGUGUGUGUGUGAGAGAGAGAGAGAGAGAGAAGACGAAUCCCUGAUUGUGGCACCAACGAUUCAGUCCUGCUGCCUUUUAAACAUUUCUGAAUGUGAUUAAGAAUUCUCACACACACAUUGUCAUAAUUCCAUUCUUAUUUUUCAAAGCAACUGGAUCGCCAUGGAGACGGCUUAGAAUUGGGGACACAGGCUCCUGCGUUAAACACAUGCGACAUAUUAAAGGUCUUAUAUCAGCUAUGUACAGUAUGUUCAGUUACAGUAUUACCUUAUCCUAUAGUCACUAACUGGGUUUUAAAUCGAGUGUUUAUUAUAACUAACUUGUUAAUGGAUAAAUCUUUAGUAACAAUGAAGCCUCUGUAGUGUUAAUAGUGUGGUUUCUAACCCUUCUCAGUGUUCCACAGUGUUAAAGCUCACUGAUUGUGGUCCAUUUACAUUUGCACAUGAUUUAGGCGAAGAGCAGCUUUUGUCACUUUAUUACCGUAUUUUAUUCAUCAGUGCAAUUUCUAUUUAUGAACAAUAAUAUAAUAAAAAUGAUGCAUUAUGUUGCCAUAUACAGUAUAUUUAUUUGAUGUUAUGAUUUAUGCAUUGUGUUGCAGGUGUUGUAAAUCUUGCAGUUUAAUAUUUAACAUAUUAUUAGUAUUAUUACAUUAUACAAUUGUAUUUAUCUCAAUAAAGAAAAUCAGCUGUGAUCA